This is a messenger RNA of Staurois parvus, 2012 nucleotides long. Lineage: Eukaryota; Metazoa; Chordata; Amphibia; Anura; Ranidae. The record is from the annotation of a GenBank genome assembly.
AGGUUGGCCGUUAUAGAGGAUCUGUAAAGGAUUACCUUGACUUUGAUGCCAGCCAAGAUGCUGAAACCCUCUAUAAAGCCAUGAAGGGGUUUGGCAGCGAUAAACAAGCCAUCUUGGAUCUCAUCACCUCCAGAAGUAACCAGCAACGUAUCCAAAUCAUUCAGGCUUACAAAUCUCUCUAUGGCAAGGACCUCAUUGAUGACUUGAAGUAUGAGCUCACUGGGAAAUUUGAGAGGCUUAUUGUAGGACUGAUGAGACCUCCAGCCUAUGCUGAUGCCAAGGAGAUUAAAGAUGCCAUUGAUGGUAUUGGAACUGAUGAGAAAUGUCUCAUUGAAAUCCUGGCCUCUCGGACUAACCAGCAGAUUCACGCACUGGUAGAGGCCUAUAAAGAUGCUUAUGACAGAGACCUGGAGACGGAUGUGGUCAAAGAUACCAGCGGACACUUCAAGAAGAUGUUAAUUGUCCUGUUGCAGGGGACACGGGAAGAGGAUGAUAUUGUGAGCGAUGAAUUAGUAGAACAAGAUGCCAGGGAUUUACAUGAAGCUGGAGAACAAAAAUGGGGCACAGAUGAGGCUCAGUUCAUCUACAUUUUGGGAAGCAGGAGCAACUCCCAUCUCAGACUUGUGUUUGAUGAUUAUGAGAAAGUUGCUGGGAAGAGUAUUGAGGAGAGUAUCAAGGGGGAACUAUCUGGAGAUUUUGAGAAGCUGAUGCUGGCUGUAGUAAAAUGUAUUCGUAGCACCAAGGACUACUUUGCUACCAGAUUGUACAAAUCAAUGAAAGGUCUGGGCACUUCAGACAAUACCCUGAUCCGAAUUAUGGUGUCACGCAGUGAGAUCGAUAUGAUGGACAUUAGGGAGUCAUUCCGGACUCAGUAUGAAAAGUCUUUGUACUCUAUGAUCAAGAAUGACACAUCCGGUGAGUACAAGAAGGCCCUGCUCAACCUGUGCGGAGGAGAUGAUGAUGCCGCUGGGGAGUUUUUCCCAGAAGCCGCCCAAGCAGCCUAUCAGAAAUGGGAGCUUAGUGCGACACUUGCUUCACGCAUCGAGUUGAAAGGCACCAUAUUUGCUGCUGCUGAUUUUAAUGCGGACAAUGAUGGGAAGGCUUUGAGGAAAGCAAUGAAAGGCUUUGGUACCGAUGAGGACUCUAUUAUCGACAUACUGACUAAGCGCACUAAUUCCCAGAGGCAAGAAAUCAGGAAAGCUUUUAAGUCACACUUUGGACGUGACCUGAUGGCAGAUCUGAAGUCGGAACUCUCUGGAACCUUAUCUAAACUGAUCCUGGGACUCAUGAUGACACCAGCCGAGUUUGAUGCUAAGCAGUUAAACAAAGCCAUAGCUGGGGCUGGAACAGAUGAAAAAGUCUUAAUUGAAAUCCUAGCUACAAGAAACAACCAGGAGAUCCAAGCUAUUAAUCAAGCUUAUCAAGAAGCUUUCCACCAGUCACUGGAAGAUGCUAUAAGCUCCGACACAUCUGGACACUUGAAGAGGAUCCUCGUUUCAUUAGCUUCGGCAAACCGUGAGGAGGGUGGUGAAGACACUGACAAAGCCGUAGAUGAUGCUAAGAUUAUUGCUUCAGUCCUGGAAGUGGCAGAUUCAGGAUCUGGUGACUCUUCCUCCUUAGAAACCCGUUUUAUGACCAUUCUGUGUACUCGCAGCUACCCACAUCUAAGAAGAGUCUUCCAGGAGUUUAUCAAGCAGUCCAACCAUGAUGUUGAGCAUACCAUAAAGAAAGAAAUGUCAGGUGACGUCAAAGAUGCCUUUGUAGCUAUUGUACGGAGUGUGAAGAAUAAACCCGGCUUUUUUGCAGAGCGCCUCUAUAAGGCUAUGAAGGGGGCGGGGACAGAUGAACGGGCGCUGACCAGAAUCCUGAUAUCCAGAAGUGAAACUGACCUGUUUAACAUUCGCAAAGAGUUUAAGGAUGCUUAUGAGAAGUCCCUGCACCAUUGUAUUGAGGGUGAAACAUCAGGGGACUAUCGCAAAGCCUUACUGGUCAUCUGUGGAGGAGACGACUAA